This is a messenger RNA of Aptenodytes forsteri (emperor penguin), 1856 nucleotides long. RefSeq names its product serine hydroxymethyltransferase 1 (gene SHMT1). Gene Ontology annotation, biological process: folic acid metabolic process; purine nucleobase biosynthetic process; tetrahydrofolate interconversion. The record is from RefSeq and is a predicted model, not a curated record. Gene Ontology annotation, cellular component: nucleus; cytoplasm; cytosol. Lineage: Eukaryota; Metazoa; Chordata; Aves; Sphenisciformes; Spheniscidae. Gene Ontology annotation, molecular function: mRNA regulatory element binding translation repressor activity; protein homodimerization activity; mRNA 5'-UTR binding. Bases 18 to 1475 code for a protein of 485 amino acids. The transcript is spliced from 11 exons.
UCGGACCCAGCAGGAGGAUGGCAAACUCAACACAGGGCAACGGGGGCCUCCCCAGCGCGGAGCUCUGGGCCUCCCAUAACAGGAUGGUAGUGGAACCGCUCGACAGCAACGACCCGGAGGUGCACAGCAUCAUCAAGAAGGAGAAGCAGCGGCAGAGGCUGGGGCUGGAGUUAAUCGCGUCGGAGAACUUUGCGAGCCGAGCAGUCCUGGAGGCCCUGGGAUCCUGCAUGAACAACAAAUACUCUGAGGGCUACCCAGGACAGAGGUACUACGGCGGGACGGAGUUCGUAGACGAGCUGGAAAGGCUGUGCCAGAAGCGAGCCCUGCAGGCGUACCGGCUCGACCCCCAGAAGUGGGGCGUCAACGUCCAGCCCUACUCAGGGUCACCCGCAAACUUUGCGGUGUACACGGCCCUGGUGGAGCCCCACGGCAGGAUCAUGGGGCUGGACCUGCCCGAUGGGGGCCACCUCACCCACGGGUUCAUGACGGACAAGAAGAAGAUCUCUGCCACCUCUGUCUUCUUCGAGUCCAUGCCCUACAAGGUCAACCCCAAGACCGGUUACAUCGACUACGACCGGCUGGAGGAGAAUGCCCGCCUCUUCCACCCCAAGCUGAUCAUAGCAGGUGUCAGCUGCUACUCGCGCAACCUGGACUAUGCCCGCAUGCGGAAGAUCGCCGACGCCAACGGUGCCUAUCUCAUGGCUGACAUGGCCCACAUCAGCGGGCUGGUGGCCGCUGGCGUGGUGCCCUCCCCCUUCGACCACUGCGACGUCGUCUCCACCACCACCCACAAGACCUUGCGGGGCUGCAGGGCCGGCAUGAUCUUCUACCGCAAAGGCACCCGCAGUGUGGACCCCAAGACGGGCAAGGAAACACUCUACAACCUGGAGAGCCUCAUCAACCAGGCGGUCUUCCCCGGGCUGCAGGGAGGCCCGCACAACCACGCCAUUGCAGGGAUCGCCGUGGCCCUGCGGCAGGCCAUGACGCCCGAGUUCAAGGCCUACCAGCAGCAGGUGGUCGCGAACUGCAAGGCACUCUCGACGGCGCUGAUGGAGCUGGGCUACGACAUCAUCACGGGGGGCUCCGACAACCACCUGAUUCUGGUGGACCUGCGCAGCAGAGGCACGGACGGCGGCCGGGCCGAGCGGGUCCUGGAGGUCUGCUCCAUCGCCUGCAACAAGAACACGUGCCCUGGCGACGUCAGCGCCCUGCGCCCCAGCGGCCUGCGGUUCGGGACGCCAGCUCUCACCUCCCGCGGCUUCCAGCAGGACGACUUCCGCAUGGUGGCUCAGUACAUCCACAGAGGGAUCGAGCUGACGCUGCGCGUGCAGAAGGACAUGAGCCCUAAGGCCACGCUGAAGGAAUUCAAGGAGAAACUGGAGGAGGAGAAAUACCGGGGGGAGCUGAAGGCACUGAAGGAAGAGGUGGAGGCCUUUGCAGCGACCUUCCCGCUCCCGGGGCUGCCCGUCCUGUAAGGGGAGGCACCCGUGCCCGCUCCCGGAGCCAUGGAAGUACCCGGGACCACGGCACACUCGCACCCCCAGCCCGAGACCAACACCCCAGUGCCUUCUCCCAGCAACUUCCCUGCUGGCACUGGCUGCGGUGCAGCAGCGGCUCCUUGUUUGGCUCUUACUCACCUCUCCCCUCCCGUUUGGGGCACAAGACCCCCCUGAGCAUGUCGUCCCCCCCCCCGCCAGGAAACCAGCCCUUUCACCACUCAGUGUUACGACUGGGACCCAGCACCAGGUAACCCUCAGCCUCGCAGCCAGGCCUGGGUUUGAUCCGGUUCUCGCUGGCUGUGGGAGCGGCAGACGAGGUUUAGGCAGGCCUGCCCACGGUCACCCAGACACCCCUGC